AUGAAGGGCGCUCUCUGCUGGGCCGUUGCCGGCUUACAGCCUCUCCUCUCCGCGGCCUUGACCAUCGCCGAGAUCAACGGCAACAAGUUCAUCUCGUCCUACAACGGCAAGACCGUCAGCGACGUCACCGGUCUCGUCACUGCCAAGUCCUCCGCCGGCAUCUACAUCCGCUCGACCACUCCCGAUGACGACGAGGCCACUUCCGAGUCCAUCUACGUCUUCAGCAGCACCAUCGGCAAGACCGUCAACGUCGGCGACAUCAUCACCUUGGGCAGCGCCAAGGUGUCCGAGUACAGGUCUUCCAACACGUACAUGCACCUGACCGAGCUCACCAACCCCACCGGCAUCACCGUCGUUUCCAGCAACAACACCGUGACUCCUCUCGUGAUCGGCAAGGACACUCUCUCUCCUCCCACUGAGCAGUUCACCAGCCUGGACGGAGGUGACAUCUACAGCGUCCCCAACGCUCAACAGAACAUUUCCGCCGUCAACCCUGUCCUGAAGCCGGCCGAGUAUGGCCUCGACUUCUGGGAGUCUCUCACCGGCGAGUUGGUCACCGUCAAGGCGCCCACCGCCCUCAAGAUCCCCAGCAGCUACCGCGACACCUGGGUCAUCGGCGACUGGAAGGUCACCGGCAAGAACGACGCCGGUUCUCUCACCAUGAGCGCCAAGGACUCCAACCCCGAAACAAUCAUCAUCGGCGCGCCCCUCGACUCCACCAAAAACCCCACCACCACCAAGCUCGGCGACGCCCUCGAAGACAUCACGGGCGUAGUCACCAACACCUUCGGCUUCUACACCAUCCUGCCCCUGACCGCCCUCAAAAUCAAGUCCCCCUCCCCGCUCUCCCCGCCCCCCACCACUCUCGUCUCCUCCAAAUCCUGCAAGGGCCUAACAGUAGGCACCUACAACGUCGAGAACCUGGCGCCCACAUCCGCCCACAUGCCCAAGGUCGCCUCGCAAAUCGUCACCUACCUUAAAAGCCCGGACCUGCUGUUCAUCCAGGAAGUCCAAGACGACGACGGCGCCACGGACGACGGCGUCGUGUCAGCUAACAAGACUCUCACCACUUUGAUUUCGGCGAUCAAAUCCGCCGGUGGACCGCAGUAUGACUACGUCACCAUCUCCCCAUUAAAUGACGAAGACGGCGGCCAGCCAGGUGGAAACAUCCGUACUGCUUACUUGUACAACCCGUCCAUGCUCAGUCUCAAAAACGGCGCCACCGCUGGGUCCAGCACGGAUGCGAACGAGGUUAUUGUUGAUGCUGAAACCGGCCAGCCGAGCCUCAAGUUCAACCCGGGCCGCGUGGACCCCUCCAACGCAGCAUGGGAAGCUACGCGCAAGCCGUUGGCGGCGGAGUGGAUUGCCAAAGACGGGAAGAAGUCGUUUUUCACGGUGAAUGUGCAUAUGAGCUCCAAGGGCGGCGGGUCAAGUGUGCAUGGCGAUGUGAGGCCGCCGGUUAAUGGCGGGGUGGAGAAGAGGACUGAGCAGGCUGAGAUUACUGCUUCCUUCAUCUCCAAGAUCCUCAAAGCCGAUCCCGCCGCCCGCGUCAUCGCCGCCGGUGACUUCAACGAGUUCGCCUUCGUCAAGCCUUUGACUACUUUUGCUUCGGUGUCGGGGCUGAAGGAGCUUGAUGAGGCUUUGAACACUCCUGUUGAGAACCGGUAUACUUACUCCUACGACAUGAACGCCCAAGCCCUUGACCACAUGUACAUCUCCCCUGUUCUUGCCUCCUCCAAGAGCAAGUUCCAGCACAUCCACGUUAGCUCGUGGGUGACUGCUUCUGCUGUCGUUUCGGACCACGAUCCUAGCGUUGCGCUGUUCGAUGUGUGCGGAUGCGCGGACUCGCAGAAGAGGGUUCAUAAGCUUUAA
Messenger RNA from Neurospora tetraspora, 1872 nucleotides. RefSeq names its product Endonuclease/exonuclease/phosphatase. The coding region runs from base 1 to 1872 and encodes 623 amino acids. The record is from RefSeq and is a predicted model, not a curated record. Lineage: Eukaryota; Fungi; Ascomycota; Sordariomycetes; Sordariales; Sordariaceae. The transcript is spliced from 4 exons. Gene Ontology annotation, molecular function: catalytic activity.